Mesorhabditis belari is the source of this 1620-nucleotide messenger RNA. The record is from the annotation of a GenBank genome assembly. NCBI's taxonomy places the organism in Eukaryota, Metazoa, Nematoda, Chromadorea, Rhabditida, Rhabditidae.
AUGGAAACGGUUUAUUCAACCGCUACCAAUUACGGGGUGACUUCUCGAGGAAUGAACAAAAAGCGCCCGGCAAAUUCUGGAUCCGAUACUCUGAAUGCAAGCGAAAAUGAGGCCCUAUUUGCGUGUCUACCGUUUGAUUGUUACUCACUGUAUGCAGCUGUAGCUGAAGUAUUGGAAGGAAAACCGAAUGAACGGAGGUGGAUUCGACUUCAUUCUGGUGUUCUUGCACUGGUGAAAGACUACGAAAAUCGCGCCUACUUCUUGCGAGCCUUUGACAUCAUGAAUCGCAGAGUGUUGUGGAGCGAGAAAAUGUACAAAAACUUUACGGCUACUGCAUUCCCACAUUGCGUAAAUUUGCUCGCAUUUGAAAGCGAGAAUGGUCAGAUUUUCGGACUGAAUUUUGCACAUUCUAUCGAGGCAACCAAGUUCAAAGGACACAUCGAUAAGCGGAAUGAACAGGAACGAAAAACUCAUCAACAAAAACUUGGUGGACAAGGUGCCGUGCCGGCUGCACCAAUGCCUCCUAUUCCAAUCGGUGUUAGCUACGGAACAAGACCAACCGCAAUGGCUCCAGCUGCUUUCAAUUCAAACGGUGUAGCUGUCCCUUCUGCAGCUGUUCUCACACAGCCGCAACCAGAAAAAGAUCAACGAAACUUUUUGGGAUUUAAGAAGAAGCCAAAGAAAGAGAACAGAAAGAUCAGAAAAGAAGACAUUUCGAAUCCUACAAAUUUUGAACAUCGAGCUCACGUUGGUUGGGACCAAGAACAAGGAUUUAAAGAUAUCUACUCGAACAAGGAACACAUCGAUGAAAGCGUUGCUGAAAUUAUUAAGGCUGCUGGACAUUCUGCAGAGGGAAUGGAUGGGAAAACGAUUAAAUUCGUUUAUGACUUCAUCGACCAAUACAAGAAGAACAAUUCAGGCGUAAGCCCUCCGGUUGCUUCCAUUCACACUUUAAAUCCACCAAUGGCAACUAUGGCUCAAAAAAUUCAAACAGCUCCUCUGAAUAAUUGGCCAGCUACAACAUAUCCACCAGCGUCGAAUGUUUCCACUCCGCCCCCACCCCCACGAGUAGCCAGUGCUCAACAAGGAUACGGAGGCGCAAGUGGGGCACCACCCGCUCGUCCACCACCACCUCCACCAAUGCAAGGUCCCAAAGUCGCUCAACAACGUCCACUUCCACAGGCUCCACAAGUGAAUGGUUCACGUCCAGAAACAGGCCCGCCUCCACCACCACCCCCUCCUCCAAUGGUGGCACAAGGAGCGCCACCACCGCCGCCGCCCCCUCCCCCACCACCAGGACUACUGUCGAAUGGAGGCCCUCCUGCUCCACCUCUGCCUUCAGCCGAGCCGCUUCGUGGCUUGCCAACAGCUCAACCAAAUCGUGGAAACUUGCUAGCGGAAAUCCAAGCUGGAAAGGCACUGCGAAGUGUUGACCAUACGAAUACAAACACCAGCAAAGGGUUUUCGAAUGACGCACGAGGAAAUGUUAUGGAACAGAUUAAAGCUGGCGGAACGCAGUUGAAAAAAAGUGGACAUGAGUGCAGAACAGGAAAAAAGGCGGUCAACACAAGGUGGACAAGAUUUGGGUGGAAUCGCUGGUGCGUUGGCUCGAGCUCUUGC